AGGCAUUCUUCUGAGAGUGAAACUAAAGUGCUGCCUGGAAGUUCCCAUUACUGCAUUUUAAAAAAAGAAAAUUUUAAAGAUUGUUGUGAUUUUACACAUACAGCAGUACUUGUUCCCUUUCAUUCUGAAGCUGAACUAGAGCUGGAAAUUGGAUGCAACAACACAAAACACAGGAGGAUAGCCUUCCCCAGUGUUAUGUAACAAAGACAAAUUUAAACCAAACUGAAGUACAUUGUCUGCGUUUUAAAAAACACAAAAUAACCCGUCAUCUUUGGUUGCCUUUGAUGCGUCAGUGAGGGCUGUGUCUCUUGUCUAAAGUAAUCAGACCUAUAAACAGAAAACUGAAAGACUGAAUACUAAAACAGUUUUGCUAAAUCUGUAAGUAAAAAGAAGAACCUUACGAUGGACAACAUUAGAGUCACUCCUGAGUCAUCAGAACAUAAAGGAGCAUCCAGCGAACAGGAUGUUGAAUGUCAGAUGCAGAAAUGUAAAACUGUUCUAAUGGAUCUUAAAAAUGUUCUUUCUGCAGUAGAAGGUGUUGACAAAGAUGACAUAAGAGAGUGGCUUGAUCAAAAUACUGAGCUGUUAGAGCAGACAGACUCAAACUCAGACUCUCGGAAGACAUACAUUGCAGUUAUUGGAGCCACUGGGGUAGGUAAAAGCUCCUUACUGAAUGCUUUGCUAGAUGAGGAGGACUUGCUGCCCUCAUGUUCUAUGAGGGUCUGCACUGCAUCAGUCGUGGAAGUGUCCUACAAUACAGAGAAUCAGAAAUAUGAAGCUGAUGUGGAAUUUCUCACAGAGCAGGAAUGGUAUACAGAACUUGAAGCACUUAUAAAUGAUUUGAAGGAUACGUCUGGGAAUUUAGAAGAACACCGUCCUGACUCUGACACUGAAGCUGCAGUAGCUUUUAGUCGUGUGGUGGCAGUGUAUGGUAAGAUUGCUGAAGUGGAAGAACUAAAACAGCUCCAGGAUGUUACAAGGUAUCUGGGCAAGACUGUACACAUCACUGAGGAAGAGGUUACAGAAUUUUGUAAUGAGAUUGAACGUUUCAUAGAGUCUUCUGUGGAUAGUUCCCAAAGUGGAAGAGGUGGACAAUACUGGCCAAUUGUGAAAUGUGUUCGGCUAUGUAUUCCCAGAGCUGAUGUUCUGCGGAGUGGAGCUGUACUUGUUGAUCUGCCUGGAGUAACAGAUUCCAAUCCUGCUAGAGACAGUCUGGCCAAAGAGUAUUUAAAGACUUGUGAUGCUAUCUGGAUUGUGUCCAGCAUCACCAGAGCUGCUGAUGAUAAGACUGCUGAAGACAUAUUGAAUAAAAGCCUACGUACUCGACUUUAUAUGGAUGGUCAAUAUGGAAGGAUUGCUUUUAUCUGCACAAAGACAGAUAUGUACAGUGUUAAAGAAAUCUGCAGGAAAUUGCCCCUACGAGAGAAGAUCCAUCCCCUGGAAAGCAAGAAUGCUGUUCUGAGAAAAAAAAUUAAUCAGAAUUUGAAUAAGUCGAAGCAGUCUCACAGCCAGGAUAAGAUAAAUGAACUUCAAAGUAAAAUAAGAUUCAAUCAGCAGGCUAUUGCUCUCAAAUGUAUAAAGGCUCGCAAUACAUAUUCAAAACAGCAGAUUCGUCAGAAUUUUAGACGUGGAUUACAAGAAAUACAAAGAGUUCCAAAUAAAGGUAUUGACAGUCAUGGUGAUGAUGAUGACGGUAACGAUGACAAUGAAGAUGAUGACAAUGACAACGAUGAUGAUGAUGAUGAUGAAAUAUCUUUUACAUCAGAAGAUAUCUUUUUAGGUGCCAGUUCUGAAAAAAAUAGAAAGCUGCAUGUUUUUUCAGUCAGUGCUAUGGACUAUUUAAAGCUACUGGGAAAACUGGAGACAGAAGGGCAACCUCAGAUUUUCAACUGUCUAAAGGAUACAGAAAUUCCUGCUCUGAAGGACUUUACUAUUAAGACUGCAAUGAAGAAAAGAAAACUCGCUGAAAAGAAAGUGAUCCGAAGUGUGGCAUCAUUCAUUAGUCAUGUGGUUACAUAUUUGAUGAAUCAUUCAUCACAGGAUGAAGCCUUUCAGGAGCAGAUCAGAGAACCUGUGGAAUUUUGUCUGUCAAAUGUGAGAGAAAUGAUGCAGGAAGCAGUGACUGAAUGCAGUAGCAAUGUUGAGGAGAGCAUCUCGUUUUUAAUUCAAAUCAUUCAUUCUGGAGUAGAGGACGCAAUUGCAGCCUGUGAGAAAACUGCCAGGAGCUGGGGAUCGCAGGGUAUAACUCCAGGUAAAUAUCCUUUUCACACCAUUAAAGCUGUCUGCGUUCGUCAAGGUUUGUACUCAUCUGGAAUAUUUGGAACUAUUGACUUCAAUGAAGAAUUAACACAGCCUAUACUCAAUUCUAUGGUCACCGACUGGGAUAAUUUCUUCAGUAAUGAUCUUCCUAGGUACCAGAACAGGUUCAAGACCGAAGUCUUACAGAAACUGAAUAUUUUCUUCAUAGAUGUCAUGAACAGACUAUACAGGAUGAAAAAAAGCACAGAAGCAGUAGAGAAAAUUCAGAGGCAACAGAUGAAAGCAGCAGAAUUGGAGGUAGGUUAUACUUCUUAUGACACUAAGACGUUACACAGGAAGAAAAAUUGA
Messenger RNA from Protopterus annectens (West African lungfish), 2607 nucleotides. RefSeq names its product nuclear GTPase SLIP-GC-like. The transcript has 12 exons. The record is from RefSeq and is a predicted model, not a curated record. The coding region runs from base 403 to 2607 and encodes 734 amino acids. Lineage: Eukaryota; Metazoa; Chordata; Ceratodontiformes; Protopteridae.